CAAUAGCAAUUAAGCAAAGGAGGGCAGCCCCUGCAAGGGCUUAAAGGGUCAAAAGAGCACUAAAAAGAAUCCACCCUCCAAAGGUGAAAAGAAGGGGAAAGAUUAAGGAACAGGGGACGCCACCCACUGACAAAGAUUAAGCCCCAAACCCACCAUAAUCUCUCUGUUUCUCUCUCUUUCUUUCUCUCUCUCUCUCUCUCUCUCUGUUUCUCUCUGUCUCGUCCCAUUUGUCCCCCUGAGGAACGCCGUAACGGAGCCCCGCGGAACGCCGUUAUCCACCUCAGCAACAGGGCCACCCCGCGCCCCGUUCCUCGACGACUUCCCCUGUUUCCCGCCGCCGCCGCCGACGCCAUGGCCGCGGAGCAACUGAGCCUGGGGCCGGCCGCGGCCGGCGACGAGGUGGCCAACGGCGUCGAGGGCAGGGCGGCGGGGGACGGCCUGGACGACGGCGGCGGCGGCGGCGGCGGCGGCGGAGGGGGGAGGGCCCCGAGGCUGCCGCGGUGGACGAGGCAGGAGAUUCUGGUGCUGAUACAGGGGAAGAGGGUGGCGGAGACGCGGGUCAGGAGGGGCCGGGUCGGCGGGUCGGCGUUCGGGUCGGGCCACGUGGAGCCGAAGUGGGCGUCGGUCUCGUCGUACUGCAAGCGGCACGGGGUGAACCGGGGGCCGGUCCAGUGCCGGAAGCGGUGGAGCAACCUCGCCGGCGAUUACAAGAAGAUCAAGGAGUGGGAGGCCAGGACCAGGGACGAGACGGAGUCGUUCUGGGUCAUGCGGAACGACCUCCGGCGGGAGAGGAAGUUGCCCGGGUUCUUCGACCGGGAGGUUUACGACAUCCUCGACCACCAGGGGUCGUCUUCGUCGGCGGCCGCGGUGGGUCAUCCGGAGGCGGAACUGGCCCUCGCUCUGGCUCCAGCUUCCGCCACGGCGGCGGAUGACGAGGAGGCGGAGGAGGAGAGAGAUGUGGUGUUCGACAGCGGCCGGAGCGCCGCGGCGGAGGACGGGCUAUUUUCAGACUUUGAGCAGGACGAUGGCGGCGGAGGCGGCGAAACCCCUGAGAAGGAUGUCGAGACGCCGGUCCGGGUGGUCGAUGCGGCGCCGGCGGCCGCGGUGCCAAUCUCAGAGAAGCAGUACGAGCCGGUCGUCCUCCGAGGAUCUCAAGGGCCAGGACAUGAGAAACAACCGCCGCCAUUGAAUCCCGAGAUAGGUUCCACAUCCGGGGAUGGGCGGAAGCGGAAACGGCCGAUGGCAGAAGCAGACGAGGAGCCGGUUGGGGUGCAGUACCGCCUGAUCGACGUUCUGGAGAGAAACGGCAAGUUGCUGACGGCUCAACUUGAGGCUCAGAACAACAAUCUUCGGCUGGACAGGGACCAAAGGCAAGACCACACCAAUGGCUUGCUCUCUGUCCUCAACAAGCUCGCCGAUGCCGUGGGAAGGAUCGCCGAUAAGUUAUAGCAGCAGAAGGUUGGGGUCGGCACAAUUGGUUGGGUGUGUACAUAGGAGUAGUUGUUCUCUGAGAGUCUUGGGAGUUCGUUAGGAGAGGAUGAAAAGGGUGAUGGGUAGCGAUUGAAUCUAGCGAUAGGCAGUGAUUAUUUACCGUAAUUCUCAUGACUUUCUUAUUCAACAAACUUAUUCCUUUUUCCAAUUUUUUUUUUUUUUUGGGGCUAUAUAUCUGCGUAUAGGGCAAAUGGCAUGCGGUUUUUUGACACUCUAUUGGUUACGUCCUUUUCCACAGAGAUGAUUAUAGUAAUAAUAAUAAUAAACCAGGAGAUUAGCAGUUUCCAA
Molecule: messenger RNA, 1779 nt
Organism: Eucalyptus grandis
Lineage: Eukaryota; Viridiplantae; Streptophyta; Magnoliopsida; Myrtales; Myrtaceae
Product: trihelix transcription factor ASR3
Exons: 3
Coding region: 352-1449 (365 amino acids)
Source: RefSeq, a predicted model, not a curated record